UUCCAGCUUGCCGCCUCAGUUGUAGAGCAACUGUUUCAGGGAACGCAACGUGACCCGCGAGUGUAUUUCAGUUCGAAUUUCGAUUUUGGUGUUUGCCGGAGCUAUUAGGAGCUGCUGCCUCCCCCACACGAUAAAGUCUAUUUCCAUUUGUUUGCAUAAACAAAUCACAUUUAUUCGGCUCGCCAGCUGCUGCAGCCCAAAACCAAAACACACAGCAAAAUGACGGAGGAAGUGCCUGCCAAAGGCAGCAUAUUGGGCAAACUCGUGCCCGCUCGCUAUGUUCUAGCGCUGCUCGGUUCCAUUGGCAUGGCCAUUGUCUAUGGCCUCAAAGUGAAUCUCAGUGUGGCAAUGGUUGCGAUGGUCAAUCACACGGCCAUCAAGGAACUGAAUGACUUGGGACAUGGCUCAGUUGUGACCCUUCUCAAUGGCACCAAGGAGGCGGAGACCUUAGUGGAGACUUGCUCGCCGCCCGGUGGCGCCACCAAUGUGACGGCCAAGGUGGAGGAUGGACCCUUUACAUGGAGUGAACCCUUGCAGGGCACUUUGCUCUCCUGCUACUUCUGGGGCUAUCUCGUGUCGCAGAUUCCGCUGGCUCAUGUGGCGGAGAACUUCUCGGCCAAGUGGGUGAUGCUCUUCUCGGUGGCCAUCAAUGUGGUGUGCACCCUGCUGACGCCUGUCUUCACGCAAAUGCAUUAUGGCGGCCUCAUUCUGAUGCGCGUGCUGGAGGGCAUUGGCGGUGGCGCCUCCUUCCCGGCUAUGCAUGUGAUGAUUGCCUCUUGGGCACCACCCAGCGAGCGCAUGGUCAUGUCCACCAUCAUCUAUGUGGGCACAUCGGCGGGCACAGCGCUGUCCAUCCUACUCGCCGGCAUGCUGUCCGCCCAGUGGGGCUGGGAGUCUGUCUUCUAUGUGAUGGGCUUGCUCAGCUGCAUCUGGAUGCUGCUCUGGACUGUCCUCGUGCAGGAUAACCCCAACAAGCAGCGCUUCAUCAGCGUGGAGGAGCGUCAAAUGAUUACCAGUUCACUGGGCACCGAACAGAAGGUCGAACAUCAUCCCGCUGUGCCCUGGGGCAAGGUCUUCAAGUCGAUUCCCUUCUGGGCCAUUCUCAUUGCUCACACGUGCAACAAUUUCGGCUGGUACAUGUUCCUCAUCGAGAUUCCCUUCUACAUGAAGCAGGUGCUCAAGUUCAAUGUGGCCAGCAAUGCGGCACUCAGCGCUCUGCCCUACUUCCCCAUGAUUAUCUUUAGUAUUGUGCUGGGCAAGCUGCUGGAUACGCUGCAGUCAAAGGGCAAAAUUAGCACCACGUUUGCUCGCAAGACGGCCACUUCCAUUUGCACCAUUGUUCCGGGCAUUUGUCUGCUGAUUCUCUGCUACAUUGGCUGCCAUCACUAUGAGGCUGUUACCGUUAUGUCUGUGGGCAUUGUGGCCAUGGGCGCCAUGUUCUCUGGCUUCCUCUCCAAUCACAUUGACAUUGCGCCCAACUUUGCUGGCACUCUGGUGGCAUUAACCAACACGGCGGCUACACUGCCGGGCAUUAUUGUGCCGCUGUUCGUGGGCUUUGUCACACAUGGAAAUCAAAACAUUAAUGCCUGGCGCAUCAUCUUUGGUGUCACAAUUGUGCUCUUUGCCUUGGAGUUCCUUGUCUUUGUCAUCUUUGGUUCUGGCAGUGAACAGUCGUGGAACAAGUCGGGCUCCCCCAAGGAUCCGGAAGCCAAGGAUGAGAAGACCCCGCUGAAGGACAUACCCGCCAAGCCCUAAAUCCACAAGGCCACAAGAGGCCCCUAAUCGCGUUUCUAGGAUCGAUUGCCACCGCACUCUACUCAGAUGACUUUUGAACAGAGCAAAGCAAAGCAAAAGCAAAGCACCGAAUGAAAUGGUCACCCUGGACUGUAUAUACCAAUUACAAACUCUAGAUUUUAGUUUGCUGUAUCCCUAAGUAUCUGUAUCUAUGUAUGCCUCAAAUAUGAAACACUCUCAGCCCGCCUGUUGUACUUAACACUCAUGAUUUCAAAAGUUAUCUACAAAAUAAAGCGAUGUCGUAGUGAAA
Drosophila guanche is the source of this 2044-nucleotide messenger RNA. It is a transcript of the gene MFS3, whose product is annotated as sialin. The coding region runs from base 220 to 1755 and encodes 511 amino acids. NCBI's taxonomy places the organism in Eukaryota, Metazoa, Arthropoda, Insecta, Diptera, Drosophilidae. The transcript is spliced from 4 exons. The record is from RefSeq and is a predicted model, not a curated record. Gene Ontology annotation, biological process: monoatomic anion transport; transmembrane transport. Gene Ontology annotation, molecular function: transmembrane transporter activity.